AUGUCGCGCGACGCAGGAUCGAAAUCAUUGACGGAAUAUUGUCUAUCAAAUAAUAAUUUUCAAUGUUUCCAGUCAAAUCCAUUAAAUCGUUUAAAUUUACAUCGAAAAUCAUCGGAUCUUAUCAUACCAUUAACUCAGAAUAAGCAAGCACGAUUUUUACCAUUUUCAUCUCAAUUUCAUCCAUUAAUGACAGCAGUGAAUUCGAAAAACUUAAGGUAUCCUGUAUGGUUGACUUAUGAACAAUUAGUAGAUAGUGGUGUCGAUCUUGAAACGAACGAAGUAGUUCUGUUAGGCAUUGGAUCACAACAAUUAGUUAAUCAUGAACAAGAGCUGGAUAGUCAGACAAGUCAACCAAAAACUAAAAGUUUAUUAUCAUUAAUGUUAGUUUCAGCGCCUACCGACAGUGAAUAUAUUUACUUUGCAGUUUUGAUUCAAUCAAAAUCUAUUGCUGAUAAACUUAAAUCAUUGCUAGACGCAUCCUCUUAUGGUGAAUUACGUAUAUUGUUAUCAUUUAUAACAGUGGCUGAUGCAUCUAUAUUAGCUCAAGGAAGAGCUCUUCUUGAUUGGCAUACCAGUUCACUGUUUUGUGGAAAAUGUGGUAAUCGUACACUUUCAAUCGAAGGAGGAGCUAGGCGAAAAUGUACAUCAGAAACAUGUUCCCGUACAUUGUAUCCUCGAACAGAUAGUGUAUCGAUCACUUUGGUCUCGUCUAAAGAUAAUGAAAGAGUAUUACUUGGACGUAAAAGUCAAUUUCCAAAAGGAAUCUAUACAUGUUUAGCUGGUUUUAUUGAGUCUGGUGAAUCUAUUGAAGAGGCAUGUCAACGAGAAAUAUUUGAAGAAUCCGGUGUGUUAAUUGAUUCAGAGAGUGUCAAAUAUUUUCAGUCUCAACCAUGGCCAUUCCUUGGUGGUCAGUUGAUGAUAGGCUGUUUUGCAAGAGCGGAUGAAAAGAUGGAAGACGCUGAAUCAGUGACAUUACAUGAUUCUGAAUUAGAAGAUUGUAAAUGGUUUAAUAGAAACGAAAUAGGUCAAAUGCUAAAUAUUAGUCGAACUCAGGUCGAUGCCUGGGCGCAAGCAGCGCAGAAGAAACCACAUGAGAAAGUAGAAACGCCAGCAGUUCCUGUUUUAACUAUACCACCACCAUUCGCCAUAGCACAUCAGUUAAUACAAUAUUGGUAUACAAAUAAAACAAAAAACAGUGCGUAA
Messenger RNA from Didymodactylos carnosus, 1203 nucleotides. The record is from the annotation of a GenBank genome assembly. NCBI's taxonomy places the organism in Eukaryota, Metazoa, Rotifera, Eurotatoria, Philodinida, Philodinidae.